GCGGCCGCCGCCCCCGCCCCCGGCUGGCAGCGGGCAUGGGGCGGCGCUGAGCGGCGGAGUGGCGUCGGGGAGCCAUGCUGUCGAGGAAGGGGAUCAUUCCCGAGGAGUACGUGCUGACCCGGCUCGCCGAGGAUGUGCCGGAUCACGCCCGGUACCGCGCCCGGGAGCGGCGAGCGCGCUUCGUGGGCAAGAACGGCGCCUGCAACGUGGCCCACAAAAACAUCCGGGAGCAGGGCCGGUUCCUCCAGGACGUCUUCACCACGCUGGUGGACCUCAAGUGGCCCCACACGCUGCUCAUCUUCACCAUGUCCUUCCUCUGCAGUUGGCUGCUCUUCGGCAUGGUCUGGUGGCUCAUCGCCUUCGCCCACGGAGACCUGGACCACGGCACCCGGCUGCAGCGCAGCCCGGCCACGGAGGUGCCGGACAGCUUUGUGCCCUGCGUGACCAGCAUCCACUCCUUCACCUCCGCCUUCCUCUUCUCCAUCGAGGUGCAGGUGACGAUCGGCUUUGGAGGACGCAUGGUGACGGAGGAGUGCCCUGCUGCCAUCCUGGUGCUGAUUGUGCAGAACAUUGUGGGGCUGGUGAUCAACGCCAUAAUGCUGGGCUGCAUCUUCAUGAAGACCUCACAAGCCCACCGCCGUGCCGAGACCCUCAUCUUCAGCAAGCAUGCUGUCAUCGCCCUCCGGGAUGGCAAGCUGUGCUUCAUGCUGAGGGUGGGCGACCUCCGGAAGAGCAUGAUCAUCAGUGCCACCAUCCGCAUGCAGGUGGUGAAGAAGACCUCCAGCCUGGAGGGGGAAGUGGUGCCCCUUAACCAGAUCGACAUCCAGAUGGAGAACCCCGUAGGGGGCAACAGCAUCUUCCUCGUGUCCCCGCUCAUCAUCUACCAUGUGAUAGACAAGAACAGCCCCCUCUACGACAUCUCCCCCACGAACCUUCACCACCACGAGGACCUGGAGAUCAUCGUCAUCUUGGAAGGGGUGGUGGAGACGACCGGCAUCACCACUCAGGCCAGAACCUCCUACCUGGCAGAUGAAAUCCUCUGGGGCCAGAGGUUCGUGCCCAUCGUGGCGGAGGAAGAUGGGCGAUACUCUGUGGACUACUCUAAAUUUGGUAACACGGUGAAAGUGCCCACCCCUUCGUGCACCGCCAGGCAGCUGGAGGAGGACAAGAGCAUUAUGGACUCCGUGCCAUUUUCCCCUAGAAGUACCAUAAGGAAGAGAUCUGUCAAGCUAAAGCCCAAGUUUACCAUAUCCGAUGAGCCUUCCUGAUGCCUUUUGACUGGGAAACUGUGUUAGGGCUUUGUGUCUGAAUGAUCUCAUAAACUCAAAACACUGAGGUGGCCUCUAUGACUUUUUUAAAACCUUCAGGUUGGUAGCACAAGGUAUGUUCUGCUGUUAUUUAUUGCGGGAUAAAUGUACAGCUAAUUAUAUUUUUUUAAAGGUGAGAGAUUCCAGGCAGCACUGAAAGUAGGAAAAUCCCAAUCUGCAGCUUUAAAUUUCGGUUCCAACUGUCAUGCUGGGUUGCACGAUCAUUCUGCAUUGAUUAAUCUCUAGGUAACUACAUGUCUACUCAAAAAACAAGUGUUUCUGUAUCCUCAGAGAUGGCAGUUCUGGGGUCUUGCAGAGCCUGUCUUAAAGUCGGUAGUUUUUAACUGCUCCUUUCUAACUUGAACAAUCAAUAUCGAGAAAUAAAGUAUUAAUAAUUAAUGAAGCAGGCUGAAUUUAGACGGUAACAAGAAGGUCGGGCAGUGCAGUGCGACACGAGAGCAGAUCUGGGACUGUCUGUGCUGUUAUACUCAAUGUCUUAAAUAAACGGCUGGGUUUGCUGCAUCCAUAUUGUAUUGUAUGGAGCCACUCCUACCACAUGCAGUAUGAAAUGUAUUUGAAUAUUUCCUUUUGCUUAUUUUAAAACCCUUUACACUUCCAAAAUAAAACAGUCAAGUGUA
Coturnix japonica (Japanese quail) is the source of this 1945-nucleotide messenger RNA. RefSeq names its product potassium inwardly rectifying channel subfamily J member 11 (gene KCNJ11). Lineage: Eukaryota; Metazoa; Chordata; Aves; Galliformes; Phasianidae. The record is from RefSeq and is a predicted model, not a curated record. Gene Ontology annotation, molecular function: ATP-activated inward rectifier potassium channel activity. Gene Ontology annotation, cellular component: plasma membrane. Gene Ontology annotation, biological process: potassium ion import across plasma membrane; regulation of monoatomic ion transmembrane transport.